Messenger RNA from Colletotrichum siamense, 294 nucleotides. RefSeq lists its product as uncharacterized. The transcript is spliced from 4 exons. NCBI's taxonomy places the organism in Eukaryota, Fungi, Ascomycota, Sordariomycetes, Glomerellales, Glomerellaceae. Bases 1 to 294 code for a protein of 97 amino acids. The record is from RefSeq and is a predicted model, not a curated record.
AUGCUCUUGGGAGGAGAAACUUCUCGAUCUCGCGCCAUCCAUUGUCUCGUCAAUGUCGCGCUGAUCCAUAUCACCAUCAUGAUUGUACAAAGGAAAUACCGGCGGGACAAAUCUUAUGCGUUCCUCUGCGUCUUUGCAAACGUUGACGCCGCGAUAGGCGUGAAGCAGGAGGGCAUUGUCCGCGACGGUCACAACAACGGGCUGCGCCAAGCGGGCGGCGCGUCAAAUCUGAGAGGGCAUGAGGAGGGAAAUGCUGGUGCUGAUGAUGAUGCUGAUGCUGACGCUGACCAGUAA